AUGCAGAAACGUCAACAAGGAUAUAUACAACUUUCGAAUUCGGCUUCUUUGACGGAAUCUUCCGCUCAAAAGCCUUCAGUUAUAGAUCCACAAACCGAACCUCAAGUUGGCGGAAGAGCCAGAGUAAAAUCGAAACAGCCUAAUAGAACGACAAAGACUUCUCAAAAACUAAAACUUUUUCCGGAAGAACAAACUAAUGUUGAAGAAACGAUUGAUGGAAAAUACAAUCAAAUCGGUCAACUUACACAGGGAACUGCUAGAAGAGAAGCUGAAAGACUUAGCAAACAAGAACGACUUAAACUCCCCCGGGUCACUGCAUAUUGCACCGCUGCAACUUAUCGGUUAGAUGAUUUAAUGAAAUAUCUUCAAAAUCGAAAAGUACGUAAUCGUACCGCUCCAAAACGUUUGGAUGAAUGCAUAUAUACACCGUUUUCCUUUCGUCCUCCUAAACCACCAACUACUGCUGAUCUUUUAGGUAUCGAGGAUUCUGUAAUCCUUCCUCAAGAACAGGAAAAUGAAACUCCUGAAAUUAUUUUCUUUGAAUAUGGUGUUGUUGUCAUCUGGGGUAUGAAAGAAGUUGAAGAAAAAAGUCUAUUACGUGAAUUAGUUGCCUUCGAAGACGAAAAAUUAGCUCCUGCGGUUGUCGAAACUGAAGAAUUUCAUUUUCAUUAUGCCGCUUCUUAUCAGCCAAG
Messenger RNA from Racocetra persica, 692 nucleotides. The record is from the annotation of a GenBank genome assembly. NCBI's taxonomy places the organism in Eukaryota, Fungi, Glomeromycota, Glomeromycetes, Diversisporales, Gigasporaceae.